AUGUUUGAUCUAAAUAUUCUCAUUAAUACAUCAAAAUUACCUUCCAAUGUAUUGACACCAUGUGAUGAUGAUUUUCUCAAUUUUGUUCGACAAGAAGCCGGUGAAGAUGUGGCUGAUUUCUCUGUUAUGAAUAUCAAAAGUAAAAGUUUAGAUGCUCUUAAAAAGAAAAUUGGUUAUUUGCAAGAUGAUGAUACAUAUGUUGUCAAGCCAGGUGUAAGAGGCAAUGUGGAUUAUCUUGUUGCUUUGCUUCAACGUAAAUGUAUUGAAGAUGCAAAAUUAGCAAAGUCUUCAACCCACGUUCAAUCAUCAUCUGCAGCAUUAUCUUUAAAUAGAACAACAGAAGAACAAUCAACAACAACAACAAUAUUUAUUGUUUUAUUGAAUAAUUGA
Rotaria sp. Silwood1 is the source of this 390-nucleotide messenger RNA. The record is from the annotation of a GenBank genome assembly. NCBI's taxonomy places the organism in Eukaryota, Metazoa, Rotifera, Eurotatoria, Philodinida, Philodinidae.